GUUUGUCUCACCUGCUCGAAAUCACUUCAAGAGGCGCGCGAACAGGACAUUUUCAGCUCGCUACAAUUAAUAUGCACGUAUCGGACAGUUAACACUUCACUUUAGAUAACAGUGGAGCGCGCAUGUAUGAGCCGUGCGCCCUUCUGACAGAACCUCUCCAGAAACGCGUCAGUUUCCUGCGUGACAACUUGGCAACUCGUCAGUCCGUGGAUUUAACAGUAAACGCGGAGCCCUUCACACGGUCGAUCUGAUUUUAAGGUACCGUAUUAUGGAACUGAAAACAGGCCAAACGCAAUGCAUGGAAGUCUUGGAUAAUGCCGAUUCGUGAUGGAGUCACUGUGAUCUCUGUUUCACUAUUCUUUGGACAACAAAUGGCAGCGAAAUAAUCCGCAUGGGCACUUGAGCACUUUAAUGAAGAAUAUUUGCUAGAAAAUAAAAGUGCAUACAUUGGGGAAUAAAUUGUGUUGAAGUGUUAGGAAUAAAACAUUGCAACCUGCGAGGCUGUGCGUAACGAACUAAACCGCGACGAUGGAGCACACGGGAAUCGAAGAGGUGAACCAGACCCACCAGCACGAGCCCAUCAGCUUUGGAAUAGAUCAGAUUCUCAAUGGCUCGGACCAGCCGAGCAGCUGCAUGCUCCCGAGCCGAACCAGCGACACGGACUACCCACUCGCGCCCAACGUGUACGCCAACGGCUACAACAGCAUGUACAAUCCGGCCUGUUCGAUGGCGGCGAGUCUGGCAGGUUCCUACAAUGUCAACAUGAACAUGAACGUUAGCAUGAAUAUGAACGUUAACGUGAACUCAGGGAAUGCAGGUGGUGUCAUCCGCGUCCCCGCACACAGACCCAUGCCACCCGCCCCUCACCCGCCUGCUCCACAUCCACAUAGCAUCGCGGCGGGGAUGCCCACCGUGCCCACAGUGCCCAGCAUGGGCAACCACGCCAGCUUCUCGUUUCCCUGGAUGGAGAGCAGCAGAAGAUUUGCAAAGGAUCGAUUGACUGCUGCUCUUUCACCGUUCUCCGUGACAAGAAGGAUCGGUCAUCCGUACCAGAACCGAACUCCGCCGAAACGGAAAAAGCCGCGCACGUCAUUCAGUCGCGUGCAGAUCUGUGAGCUGGAGAAACGCUUCCACCGGCAGAAAUACCUGGCGUCCGCGGAGCGCGCGACGCUCGCCAAAGCCCUCAAAAUGACAGAUGCUCAGGUCAAAACCUGGUUCCAGAACAGGAGAACAAAAUGGAGGAGGCAGACGGCGGAGGAGAGGGAGGCCGAGAGGCAGCAGGCCAAUCGUCUGAUGCUGCAGUUACAACAGGAAGCCUUUCAGAAGACCCUGAGUCAACCUCUACAACAAGACCCUCUCUGCCUACACAACUCCUCGCUUUACGCCCUGCAGAACUUACAGCCGUGGGCCGAAGAAAACAAGGUGACCUCCGUCACCUCAGUCGCAUCUGUGGUGUGACCCACACCUGUCUUGUGUGCUAUUUAAAAUGAGGAUUUUAUAGUCCGGGUGUAACAUUAUACAAUCCCAAUUAGAACUUAAUUUGGGUGGAUCUCUGACAUUUGGACUCAUUUUAGGAACAUCUGUAUGAAGCCGCACAUGCUUUUUUUGUGGAACGUUAAGAGAUCUCACUCUUUUAACCUAUUUUUUCCAGUCACGUAAUCAAUUUCAGUGAUUUGUUUUUGAUAGGAUCAGCGAUGAAAUGGCAGUCUAACAACCAAACUGUAUUUUUAUGUACUUGUUUAUUGCUCAAGCAGUUUCAUUAAUACUUAUUUAAAUCUCGGCAUGGAAGCCUAAUAUAGUAUUCCCAGUUAAAAUGGAAUCAAAAUAUGCAAAUCCUCUUCACGUUUUCAUUCCCACAUACAUCUGAUUGGUCAUUUACUCGU
Messenger RNA from Triplophysa dalaica, 1883 nucleotides. It is a transcript of the gene tlx2, whose product is annotated as T cell leukemia homeobox 2. Gene Ontology annotation, molecular function: RNA polymerase II cis-regulatory region sequence-specific DNA binding; DNA-binding transcription factor activity, RNA polymerase II-specific. Gene Ontology annotation, cellular component: nucleus. NCBI's taxonomy places the organism in Eukaryota, Metazoa, Chordata, Actinopteri, Cypriniformes, Nemacheilidae. The transcript has 3 exons. Bases 529 to 1458 code for a protein of 309 amino acids. Gene Ontology annotation, biological process: regulation of transcription by RNA polymerase II; animal organ development. The record is from RefSeq and is a predicted model, not a curated record.